This is a messenger RNA of Gavialis gangeticus (Gharial), 1897 nucleotides long. RefSeq names its product triadin (gene TRDN). Gene Ontology annotation, molecular function: signaling receptor binding. The record is from RefSeq and is a predicted model, not a curated record. Bases 419 to 1897 code for a protein of 492 amino acids. The transcript is spliced from 14 exons. Lineage: Eukaryota; Metazoa; Chordata; Crocodylia; Gavialidae. Gene Ontology annotation, cellular component: sarcoplasmic reticulum; membrane.
UAUUAGGGAAGCUGCAGGAGCUUUAAACAGUUCUUUCCAGUUCCUUUGCUUUUGGCUGCCUUUUUAUGCUUUGCUGUCCCAUUUGGAGCUGGAUAUUAUUUUUAUUGAUAGCAUUUGUGUUUCUUAGGAUAUCAGAAAAAACGUGCUGAAGAUUCGCUAUGAGGCAUGGCUAUUUUUUUAGAAGCUGAUACUUUAGUUUGAGCUGCAAGCAUUGCCUUGGGAAAGGUUUAGGUUGUUCUGGUAGGGGCAGGACUCUGCAGAGAAAACAAAGUUCAAAGAAGCACGAAAUAAGAAGAAACAGAGUAAGAGAAGCAGAGGACCUCCCAUUCUUUAAUUCUUCAUCUCCUCUUAGAGAAAUAUAAGCUAAGCUGCCAGUAUUACUUGACCUUUUUGCAGAGUAUCUCUUACCAUCGCAGUUAUGGCUGAGAUUACAACAGAAGGACAUAUGUCCACCACAACCACAAUAAUAAAUGGCAAGAAUGGAUCCGUUCUCACACCGCCUGUGAAAGUGGCAAAGAAAUCAGUUACAGAAGACAUAGUAACAACAUUCAGUUCACCAGCAGCAUGGCUUCUUGUUGUUGCUCUGAUUGUUACCUGGUCAGCAGUAGCUAUUGUAAUGUUUGACUUGGUGGAUUACAGAACACUUGCAGGAAAAUCUGUUAACAAGCUCAGCAAAGAACCACUGCGAAUCGUUUAUGAGACUAUGGAAGAAUCCACAGAUUGGAUCUAUGGCUUUAUUUCUUUUCUGACUGACAUCAUAUGGAAUGAUGAUGAUGACAGUGAUGAAGGUGAAGUGGAACCGCCAUUGAAAAAAAAAGGUGAAAUCCACCCUCCAACCAAAAAGAAAGAAAUUCAUAGAGACAAGCCUGAAAGAGAAGAAAAACUUGAAAAACGAGUACCAACUAAAGUGACACACAAAGACAAACCUGCAAGACAAGAAAAACCUGAGAAAAAAGAAAAACCUAUAGUUCCUCACAAAGAAAAACCUGAGAAACCAGCAAAACUAGAAAAGCCUGAGAAGCCAGUAAAACUUGAAAAGCCUGAGAAACGAGAAAAACCAGAAAAGCCUGAGAAGCCAGUAAAACUUGAAAAGCCUGAGAAACGAGAAAAACCAGAAAAGCCUGAGAAGCCAGUAAAACUUGAAAAGCCUGAGAAACGAGAAAAACCAGAAAAGCCUGAGAAGCCAGUAAAACUUGAAAAGCCUGAGAAACGAGAAAAGCCUGAGAAACCAGUAAAGCUAGAAAAGCCUGAGAAACGAGAAAAACAAGAAGAACCUGAAAAGAAAGUGCCCCCCAAAGUAACUCAGAAAGACAAACCAGAAAAACCAGAAAAAGUGGAAAGGAAACCUCCUCCUAAAGAGGAGAAGAAGGCAAAGAGCAUCAAAGCUGAAGAAAAAGUUAAAAAGGAAAUGAAAGAUGGAAAACCAGAGCUGAAGAUGCCUGAGAAAGUGAAACGGACUGAAAUAAAAGUACAGGAAGUUGGGUUAAUAGAAGCCAAACCGAAAGUUAAGGAGGAGAAAACAUUUAAGGCUGAAACAAGAUCGGAAAAGAAAGAUCAAUAUGCAUUCUGUCGCUAUGUGAUUGACAUGUUUGCGCAACGGGAUUUUUAUACAGGACCUCGUCUACUUCUAGAACAAAGUCCAAGAAAGAUACCUGCUGUUGUUGGAGAAGAAAAGCCUAUUGUGAUAGCUAAGGAAGUGAAAAAAACUGAAGAAGAAAAGAGAGUAAUACAUGAAAGGAGAGUUAUUCCUGAAACAAAAAAGAAAGGUAUGGAACUGGAAAAUGUAUUAAAGAUGAUCCAGCUCUCAUUUCAAGUCAAUGGCCCAAAAAAUCAUGAAUACAGUGUUGGCAGAUCAAAUCUUAAGUGCAUAAUACCAUAUUGCUAUUCUAUUACAUAG